Molecule: messenger RNA, 429 nt
Organism: Sodiomyces alkalinus F11
Lineage: Eukaryota; Fungi; Ascomycota; Sordariomycetes; Glomerellales; Plectosphaerellaceae
Exons: 2
Coding region: 1-429 (142 amino acids)
Biological process (GO): translation
Cellular component (GO): ribosome; mitochondrial large ribosomal subunit
Molecular function (GO): structural constituent of ribosome
Source: RefSeq, a predicted model, not a curated record
AUGAUACGACAAUCUAUAGCAAGCGUGACCAGGCGCGCAUUUGCGCUGCCUACUACACAGACCGCCAAUUCUUCUUCGAAACGGCUCUUCUCCUCCUUCGUCCCUCUCAGACCAACUCUCUCAGCACGUCCAACCGUCUUCGCAAGACCCACGGCAUCGCCCUUCGCCCCCGCUUUCCCAACGCCUACCAUCACAGACACCACCAGUUCCAUCACUGCAGACCUCGUCCCCAAGACGUCCAUCACCGCUCAUCCCGCCCUGGCUCUGUCCCAAAUCCGUUGUGGCCCGCGAAACACGAUGAACCGUAACACCCGCCUCAUCCAGAAGCGACGACACGGCUUCGUGAGCCGCAUGAAGACCAAAAGUGGGAGGAAGAUCAUCAAGCGGAGGAAGGCCAAGGGCCGGUUGAGGCUGGGUUGCUCUACUUGA